AUGUCAGAAGAGGUUGACAGGAACAAGGUGUUUCAAACCAUCAGGGUGCGGACUUCACUGAAGAAUGAUGGCUGUUGGAUCCAGAAUUCAAAACAGGAAAAGGAAAAGCAAGACAAAGCAAGUACGGUCCAGGCUUCUCCAGUCAAGCAGAAUUCAUACGUCUUGUCCACAGCCAAGAGAUUUGAAUCAGUAGAUUCUCCACCGAGCGCUGCUCUCCAAAAGGCACAGUUUUCUCCAUCUAAAGGCGAUUCAGCUGAUCAGGCAAAUGCUGAAGUUAUUCCUCCCCAAAAAGAUGCUCAGCCUGAGGAGUCAACAGUGGAGAGCACAGAUGACGGAAAGCCCCAAGCACCCACAGAAGAACUGAACGGUGAGGCACAACCAAAACAUUCAGUUGUCAACACAACUGCAAAAAACAAGGAAGAACAUGCUGAUGCAACAAUUGACCUGUCAAACGUAGAACAAGUUGAGGCCGAAGUGUCUGCAGAUACUCAUGUGGAAGAUCUUGUUGCAGAAACCUCUGCUGCGGCUGUCACAGAGGAGAGUAAUGACACCGCUGAAGUCCCUGCUGCGCCUGCGGUCAAACUGAAACCUCAAGAGAACCCUUCAAUCGAAACAGAGCCAGCUAAUUUGACACGUUUGGAGGAUGCAGGAACAGUAUCAACUGUUCAACUGGCAGAGGGAAGCUGUGAGGAGGAUCCUUUAGAACAGGCUACUGCAGAUGUUGUUAAAGCUGUAAUUGAGGGUGCCGUGAAGUCAUUCCCUGAGACCCCUGCUGUGACAGAUGCGGCAGGAGAAGAGGCUCCUCUACAUGUCAGUGUUGAACCAGUUCCUGACUUAGUGACAGAGACUGUGUCCGAAUCACCUACCCAAGCUGAAACUGCAGUCAAGUCUGUAGAGGGUGAGGUCGAGUCUGCAGCCUUAGCAGAGAUACUUUUGAAAACCAGAGCCACUGAGGCGGUUGAAGUUCAGCUUGUUGAUAACACUGUUGUUGAACCAACACCUGAGAGAGCAGCAGAUCCUGUCGUGGAGUUGAACAUCAAGGAUGCUCUUGAAUCUAAGCGUUGGACGUGGAGCCACCGAACACUGAAGCUGCUCCCGAGCCUCUGCAAGAUCUAA
Messenger RNA from Cottoperca gobio, 1116 nucleotides. RefSeq names its product fibrous sheath CABYR-binding protein-like. The transcript has 7 exons. The record is from RefSeq and is a predicted model, not a curated record. The coding region runs from base 1 to 1116 and encodes 371 amino acids. Lineage: Eukaryota; Metazoa; Chordata; Actinopteri; Perciformes; Bovichtidae.